AUGGCAUUCAAUGAAGAUUCGUCAGGCUCUGGACACGAUGAACCGUGGAUACAGUGGUUCUGCGGUCUGAAAGGCCACGAAAUGUUUUGCGAAGUGGAACGAUCGUACAUUGAAGAUGGAUUCAAUCUUUAUGGACUGCGAGCGUGUGUCUCCAACUUUUCCGAUUGUCUCGAUCUCAUUCUCGAUCGAAUUGGACCCGAUGAUUCGGACGACUCCCAUUUGACACAGAGUGCUUGUACUCUCUACGGUCUUAUACAUGCUCGAUAUAUCAUUACGGCUCAUGGACUCGAUGCCAUGUAUAAUAAGUACGCUGCCAAAGAAUUUGGCACUUGUCCGCUGGCACAAUGUCAAGGCCAACCCGUAUUACCGGUCGGACUCAAGGACGAAAUGGGCGCCGACACGGUCAAAAUCUUUUGUCCCAAAUGUCAAUGUGUCUAUCAUCCACCUCCCAUUCGAUCACGGAGUUCCAGUCAUCACGGAGCGGGGGCUGCCGGGGUCGAUGGGGCCGCCUUUGGGACUACUUUUCCGCACUUGUUUCUCAUGACAUUUUCCAAUCUCGUUCCCGAUCCACUACCACCCAACUCGGCAUAUGUCCCACGCGUCUUUGGUUUCCGCGUACACAUGUCGGCACGACAGAGGAAUACACCCGCCGGGACCGUCGCUGCAGCUCCCGAUACGAAUAAUAAUCCAAAGGCCAACAAUAGCAAGAGUCGAGUGUCCAUGCGAAAAUCAUCCUCUUCUGCCGUGGCAGCCGCCAAAAAAGAAGCCGCACCCACUGACGCGGCUGCUGCUGCCAAAAACUCACCACCCAACAAGGCGCCCAAUGCCAAAAACGACGAUGGAAGUGCCGCACCUUCCAUCAAAAGCGAAACGGCCGAUACGAGCAAACCAACCGCCGCCAAAUUAUCCUCCAAUAUUGCCCGCAAUAAUAAUAAUAAGACGGGAGGGAGCAACAAACGACGAUCUGAUGGAGAAGAGAGUGGACCCAAAAAGGAUGGAUUCUUGGUAGAUUCCAGCGCCGUCAAGAGGAGAAAACGACAGGAUGGUUAG
Seminavis robusta is the source of this 1050-nucleotide messenger RNA. The record is from the annotation of a GenBank genome assembly. NCBI's taxonomy places the organism in Eukaryota, Bacillariophyta, Bacillariophyceae, Naviculales, Naviculaceae.